GCCUUUAACCUGGUAAGCCGACUUCCAGUCUGAGUGCAGUCAGAGUGGGCUUUCUUUUUCCCUGAGCGAGCUGCCUCUGGGAGCAUCAGGAAGGCUCUGGGGCAAAGAGGCUUUUAAAAGGGCCUCACACGCACGCCAGCCCAGCAGAUCAGGCUGAUUCAGAGAGCUAGUAGCCCCGAGAAGGUCAGUCUGGUUCCCGGCAGGGAGCAGGGCCAGAGUACCACCAGAGCAACGAGCAAGCAGGCAGGUGGAGCUCUUGCUCCGCGGUGGGGCGCCUCUGUGGUCUGCAGCCGUUUGCAUUUCCUGAAACCGGAUCUCGGUGUCAGAGCCGCCCCUGGGCCGGGCCGGGCGGGCAGGCGCCUCAGCCAUGGCCCUGCGCAAGGAGCUGCUCAAGUCUAUCUGGUACGCCUUCACCGCGCUGGAUGUGGAGAAAAGCGGCAAGGUCUCCAAGUCCCAGCUCAAGGUGCUAUCCCACAACCUGUACACGGUCCUGCACAUCCCCCACGACCCCGUGGCUCUGGAAGAGCACUUCCGAGAUGACGACGACGGCCCGGUGUCCAGCCAGGGCUACAUGCCCUACCUCAACAAGUACAUCCUGGACAAGGUGGAGGAGGGGGCCUUCGUCAAAGAGAAUUUCGACGAGCUGUGCUGGACGCUGACGGCCAAGAAGAACUACCGGGCAGCUAGCAACGGGAACAGCAUGCUCUCCAAUCAGGAUGCCUUCCGCCUCUGGUGCCUGUUCAACUUCCUCUCGGAGGACAAAUACCCGCUGAUCAUGGUUCCCGAUGAGGUGGAAUACCUGGUGAAGAAGGUGCUCGGCAGCACGAGCUUGGAGCUGGGCUUGGGCGAGCUCGAGGAGCUGCUGGCCCAGGAGGCCCAGGCAGCCCAGGCCGCCGGAGGGCUCAGCGUCUGGCAGUUCCUGGAGCUCUUCAACUCGGGCCGCUGCCUGCGGGGCGUGGGGCAGGACACCCUCAGCAUGGCCAUCCACGAGGUGUACCAGGAGCUCAUCCAGGACGUCCUGAAGCAGGGCUACCUGUGGAAACGAGGACACCUGAGGAGGAACUGGGCCGAGCGCUGGUUCCAGCUGCAGCCCAGCUGCCUGUGCUACUUCGGGAGUGAGGAGUGCAAGGAGAAGAGAGGCUCCAUCCCCCUGGACGCCCAGUGCUGCGUGGAGGUGCUGCCAGACCGCGACGGGAAGCGCUGCAUGUUCUGUGUGAAGACCGCCAGCCGCACGUACGAGAUGAGCGCCUCGGACACGCGCCAGCGCCAGGAGUGGACGGCGGCCAUCCAGAUGGCCAUCCGGCUGCAGGCCGAGGGCAAGACGUCGCUACACAAAGACUUGAAGCAGAAGCGGCGCGAGCAACGCGAGCAGCGGGAGCGGCGCCGGGCAGCGAAGGAGGAGGAGCUGCUGCGGCUGCAGCAGCUGCAGGAGGAGAAGGAGCGGAAGCUGCAAGAGCUGGAGCUGCUGCAGGAGGCACAGCGGCAGGCGGAGCGGCUGCUGCAGGAGGAGGAGGAGCGCCGCCGCAGCCAGCACCGCGAGCUGCAGGAGGCGCUCGAGUGCCAGUUGCGCCAGGCGGAGCAGGCCCGGGCUACCAUGCAAGCUGAAAUGGAGCUGAAGAAGGAGGAGGCCGCCCGGCAGCGGCAGCGCAUCCAGGAGCUGGAGGAGAUGCAGGAGCGGCUGCAGGAGGCCCUGCAACUGGAGGUCAAGGCGCGGCGGGACGAGGAGUCAGUGCGCCUUGCACAGACCAGGCUGCUGGAGGAGGAAGAGGAGAAGCUAAAGCAGCUGAUGCAGCUGAAGGAAGAGCAGGAGCGCUACAUCGAGCGCGCGCAGCAGGAGAAGCAGGAGCUGCAGCAGGAGAUGGCGCUGCAGAGCCGCUCCCUGCAGCAGGCCCAGGAGCAGCUGGAGGAGGUGCGGCAGAACCGGCAGAGGGCGGACGAGGACGUGGAGGCUGCCCAGCGGAAGUUGCGCCAGGCCAGCACCAAUGUGAAACACUGGAACGUCCAGAUGAACAGGCUCAUGCAUCCAAUCGAGCCUGGAGAUAAGCGCCCAGCCACCAGCAGCUCCUUCACAGGCUUCCAGCCCCCUCUGCUUGCCCGCCAAGACUCCUCCCUAAAGCGCCUGACCCGGUGGGGAUCUCAGAGAAACCGGACCCCCUCACCUAACAGCAGUGAGCAGCAGAAACCCCUCAACGGUGGGGAAGAGGCUCCCGCCUCCGCCUCCACCUCUCAGGAAGAAAAACUGGAUCCAGCACCAGAAAAUUAGCCUUUCUCGCCCCUUGUUCCUACCAACGUCACGUCCACCAGGACCUGGCCACAGCUGGCCUGUGGAUGACACUGGCCCCUGCUAAGAGAGGGCCCCGAGGUCCUGGUGCCAGGAGCCCGGCCCUCCAACCGGAAGACACGCCAGGAUGGGCCGGUUCGUCCUUCCCAUCAGCCCCAAGCCCCAGACGUUGGGGGCUGGCCGGGAUGUUGAUGCUGUAGAGCUUGGCCCUGUGCCUUAGCCCCAAGGACCAGUGACCUGGGCAGGGACAGAGCAUGGACAAACAAGACAAGGGCCAUCAGCCCCUGGGCUGCCACCAACUUAUGAAGACAUAUUUCUAAAUAAAAACGUUCCGGGAAACCA
Molecule: messenger RNA, 2623 nt
Organism: Chinchilla lanigera (long-tailed chinchilla)
Lineage: Eukaryota; Metazoa; Chordata; Mammalia; Rodentia; Chinchillidae
Gene: Def6
Product: DEF6 guanine nucleotide exchange factor
Exons: 11
Coding region: 368-2263 (631 amino acids)
Cellular component (GO): cytoplasm; nucleus
Source: RefSeq, a predicted model, not a curated record